AUGGCGGAAGAGCGCGUACAGCAACAACUAGCAUCCGGAGAGUUUCCACCGUUGAUGACGUCAGCAGGAGUGAGCGGCACAGCUGGUCGCCACGAGUCACGCUCGCGCGGGAACAACAGCGAAAGUCAAAACAGAAGCAUGAGCCGCCACCGCCGAUCCCAAUCCAAAGACAGAGUAGCCUGGGCAGACGUAGUAAAGUCGGGGGUAGCCAAGAAAGAGCAGCAGCAACAGCAGCAGCAGCAGCGACAGCAGCAGCAGUCACCGCCAUUUCGAGACAGCCGCCAGUCCUUGCUUUAUGGCGGCGUCGUCGGCCACCCGGACGACCCAGAGUUGCUCUUCUGGGUCGGAGCUGAGCAGCGAAGUCCUGAGAGGCGGUGA
Messenger RNA from Dermacentor albipictus, 378 nucleotides. The record is from RefSeq and is a predicted model, not a curated record. Lineage: Eukaryota; Metazoa; Arthropoda; Arachnida; Ixodida; Ixodidae.